UACACUCGUCACGGUGUUUUGUUAUCUUGAAUUUUUUUCACGCUCUGUCAUAACUUUGUUACAAAAAAAAAAUCAUCUUGAUAUUUAUGAUGAAAUAAAGCAGACGAUAAAGUCAGUGCUUCAUCGAUAAAUAAACUACCGGCAUCGCGAUCCGCGUGUGUGGGAGUUGAAUUAUAUUGUUUACAAAGUAUAAUAAUCGAGUAUGGUGCGAGUGACUUUUUUGCACCCCGACUUGGGUAUCGGCGGUGCCGAACGGCUCGUCGUCGACGCGGCCAUCGCCCUGAAGCAGAACGGCCACGUGGUCGACUUCGUCACGACGCAUCACGAUCCGACGCACUGCUUCACCGAGACGCGCGACGGCACCUUCAAAGUGACAGUCGUCGGCGACUGGCUGCCCAGACACAUUUUCGGCAAAUUCUUUGCCUUCUGCGCCUACAUGAGAAUGAUGUGGGCAGCGCUGUAUAUUAUUCUUCAAUCGGAUCGUCCUGACAUUGUGUUCUGUGAUUUAGUUUCAGUGUGCAUUCCUCUUUUAAAGUUACGUAUUCCUGCUGUUAUAUUUUACUGUCAUCAUCCAGAUCAACUUUUAACGACUUAUGAAAGUAAAUUAAAAAGACUGUAUCGUGCUCCGCUGAAUUAUCUUGAAGAAAUCACUACUGGGGCUGCAGAUAAAAUUUUAGUCAAUAGUCUUUACACCAAAUCAGUCUGUGAAUCAACUUUCAAAAGAUUGAAUAUUGAGCGCACUGAAGUAUUAUACCCAUCAAUUAAUACAGCAUUUUUUGAUCAAGUGCAUGUAUUGACUAUUGAAAGAGUUUUGGACAAAAGAAUGUUGCCUGGUAUUUGUUUCUUAUUAUCCAUCAAUAGAUAUGAACGUAAAAAAGAGCUUACCACAGCUAUUCAAGCUUUGGCAGAUUUAAAACAAUACCUCACCCCAGAAGAAUACAGACGAACCUUUUUAAUUAUGGCUGGUGGUUACGACAAAAGAGUAGAGGAAAAUGUGGAGUAUUAUAUGGAAUUAAUUAGCUUAGCGGAUGAGUUAGGUGUAGCAGAUAAUGUAAGCUUUCUGCGUUCUCCUACAGAUAUUGAAAAGGUUUCAAUCUUAAUGAAUGCUCAUGUUCUAAUUUACACUCCUCCCAAUGAACAUUUUGGAAUAGUUCCUUUGGAAGCAAUGUACGCUUCUAAACCUGUUGUGGCACAUAAUUCAGGGGGCCCCAAAGAAUCAGUCAUAGAUAAUGUAACUGGAUACUUAUGUGAAAAAUCUCAAUUUGCAGAAAAAUUAGCAACUCUAAUUAAAGACAAAGAUUUGAGAACUAAAUUAGGAGAAGCAGGCAAACAACAUUUUCAAGAAAAAUUCAGUUUUCAAGCAUUUAGUAAUAAUCUUAAUUCUACUGUUCUAGAUAUGUAUGACAAAAAAAAACGAUAAGUUGUAACAAAUUAUAAAUUUUUAUAGCUCAAUACAUUUUAAGUUUUUAUUCAUAUUUAAUUCAAAUUUCAAAUAAAAUACAUUAUACUUAAAACCUUAACCUAAGGUAUA
Messenger RNA from Trichogramma pretiosum, 1531 nucleotides. It is a transcript of the gene Alg2, whose product is annotated as alpha-1,3/1,6-mannosyltransferase ALG2. Gene Ontology annotation, molecular function: alpha-1,3-mannosyltransferase activity; GDP-Man:Man(1)GlcNAc(2)-PP-Dol alpha-1,3-mannosyltransferase activity. The transcript has 2 exons. The record is from RefSeq and is a predicted model, not a curated record. Bases 203 to 1420 code for a protein of 405 amino acids. NCBI's taxonomy places the organism in Eukaryota, Metazoa, Arthropoda, Insecta, Hymenoptera, Trichogrammatidae.